AUGCGCUGCAUCAAAGCUAAGCUCCACUGCGACUAUACCACAGCUUUCAAGUUCUCCAUUGCGACCGGAGCAACAGCGGACAGGCGUAAGGUUGAGCGGAUCCUGCUUCCUAAACAGGACGACAUAUUGAGCUUGACCACCUUCCGGCCCACUGCUACCCUGCCUGGCGAGACCGAUGUGGAGAACCAGUACCUAAAGUACUUCCACCAAGAGACGACAUCCGGAUUCCAGAGCGCAUGGGAUUGGUCAGUCUGGAAUCGUCUCAUGCUUCAAGGAUGCCACCACGAAGCAUUUAUCCGAGAUGCCGUUGUCGCCAUCGGCGCGCUUCACAAGUCGCUUCGUACGGCGGCGGCGACUGGCACAAAUACGAAGCACUUGGAAGAGCUAGCAAAGUUACAACGACAGUUUGCAUAUCAGACAUAUGGCAGAGCAUUAAAAAAGAUACAGCACGCGAUCGACACUGGAUCUGGACCACGUGAUGCGCUCAUCGCAUGCUUGCUAAUCGUAUGCUUCGAAUCUCAUAGUGGCGACCGCUACAAAGCCGUCAUGCAUGCCCAAUACGGUCUGCGCAUUUACUACCAAUUACCACAAGCAGACCGUCCCUCAAAGGUGGAAGACGAUAUCGCGGACGCGUUCCGCAACCUGGAUAUCACAAUCUCGACCAUCAACGACUGGCGCACUGUCGAGACGCACGAGAAGCUCCUGAAUGAAGAUGCCCCCAUCGCAGCAUCCAUGCCCCUCGUCUUCGCCAACCUAGACGAAGCAAAACGCUACUGGCACAUCAUAAUGCAACGCUGCUGCCACUUCAUCCCCACCACCUGGCAGCACACCGACCCAGCCUCCCUCAUCCGCCCCUUCAAAACAGCUCCCCCGGACAGCGUCGUCACAACCGUCGGCACAAACAUCCACACCGCCUCCUUCAAGCUCUCCCCAGAAGUCGAAGCCGAACAAGCAAAAUACUACGCCGAAAUGUGCCGCUGGAUCCUCGCCUUCUCGCCCGUCUUCCAACGCACGCGGCGCACAGCGAAGAGCACACUCCGCGAGUUCGUCACAGCCACCAUGCUGCAGAUCCAAGCGCUCAACGCAAAAGUCACGCUCGCAGGUAUUAUCUACGUCAACGAAAUGGGCUACGACGACCACCUCUCAGACUUCACAUCCAUCAUCCGGCUCUCCCACGACAUCCUCAGAAUCCGCAACGCAGGCUCCCCCAUCUCCUACUUCUCAGGCCUCUUCGUGCUCGACCUGGGUAUCAUCGUGCCCUUAUUCACGCUCCUGCUUAAAUGCCGCGAUCGCGUGCUGCGGUACGAUGGCAUCGAGAUUCUGAAACAGUGGCAUGUGGAGGGGUGGUGGGAUCCGCUGCUUAUUAUCGCGAUAUGUAAGUGUGUUAUUGGGGUUGAGGAGGAGGAGAUGGUGGAGGGGGGGAUUCCGGAGUGGGCCAGGGCGACGCUGACGGGGAAGGCGCAUCGGCCUCCUGAGAGGAGGAUGUGGGUGCAGUGUGUGCAGAGGAGGAGGGAGGGGCUGAGGUGGGUGGAGAGGUUUGUGGAGUGGUGA
Messenger RNA from Didymosphaeria variabile, 1551 nucleotides. RefSeq lists its product as uncharacterized. NCBI's taxonomy places the organism in Eukaryota, Fungi, Ascomycota, Dothideomycetes, Pleosporales, Didymosphaeriaceae. Bases 1 to 1551 code for a protein of 516 amino acids. The record is from RefSeq and is a predicted model, not a curated record. The transcript has a single exon.